GUUCAUCCCAUCCACUCGACUUUAUCACCACCACCACCUCCUCCUCCUCGCUCUUCUCCACCACCACCCACCUCCCCUCCCUCUUUCCUCACUCUUCAUCUCAGGCCCCCGUGUCGUCCGCCUCUUCUCACCAUGUUCCGCUCCGCCAUCGUCCGCUCCCUCAGGGCCUCCGUCCCUCGUGCCGUCAAGACCCCGGCUCCCUUCCAGAUCCGUAGCUCUGCUGUCGCUCGCCCGGCUCAAUUCGCCCCUCGCUUCGCCUACCAGGGUAUCAGACUCUACUCCGCUCCUGCCGGUCUCAACAAGGAUGAGGUUGAGGGUCGGAUAGUCAACCUCCUGAAGAACUUUGACAAGGUCUCCGAUGCUAGCAAGAUCAACGCUGCUUCUCACUUCGCCAACGACCUCGGCCUGGACAGCCUGGACACCGUUGAGGUCGUCAUGGCCAUCGAGGAGGAAUUUAGCAUUGAGAUCCCCGACAAGGAUGCCGACUCCAUCCUCAGUGUUGACAAGGCUGUUGAGUACAUCCUCGGCCAGCCCGACGCUCACUAAAUUAUGGACGUAAUGCGAGGAUGCGGGGUCGGAUGGAGGCUUAGAAUAGAACGGAAAGGGAAUGCUGGCGUGCAACUACACGGGGCUCGCCACGGCGGAGGAACCGGGCGUCGGUGACGCUACUCUGUUUGCUGAUACAUGCCUCUGCUCUUUCAUUCUAUUAUAUCGUGUAUAUCAUCUUGAAUGCAGAUUUGACUGAUUUUGGCCGACUGUUGUUGCGUAACCUGCGUCACCUGCGGCACUCUGUGUCUGUGUCCGAUAGAGGGGGAGCAGACGUCAAGAUAGAGGCUGGGGUUGUCGCGCUGGGCAUGCCCGCCACCGUGGUAGCUCCGAUGGUCGCCAGCCAGGCCUGGAAUCGCAUGCGGUGUUCCUGUCGGGAUGAAUCUGAUAUGCGCUGCCGUGGAUGACGUGGAGGCCGCCGAUUCGGGCGGGAGGGGAGGCAGGAGAUCCUGGUC
Molecule: messenger RNA, 1001 nt
Organism: Aspergillus heteromorphus CBS 117.55
Lineage: Eukaryota; Fungi; Ascomycota; Eurotiomycetes; Eurotiales; Aspergillaceae
Gene: acpA
Product: acyl carrier protein
Exons: 6
Coding region: 133-546 (137 amino acids)
Biological process (GO): fatty acid biosynthetic process
Cellular component (GO): mitochondrion
Molecular function (GO): acyl binding; acyl carrier activity
Source: RefSeq, a predicted model, not a curated record